AUGGACAGUGAUCUCGACACAACCUGCGACGUGGCAGAAAUGACGGAGGCCGUCAUGCAGCAUUUUGGUAAUGUGGACGUAGGUCAUGUGAAAGUUAAUUUGACGAAAAAAACCUUCAGGGGUAACCUGAGGGCCUACGUGGAGCUUAGAGAGGAGUUGGCGGAACAACUCGCUCGUACAGGGCAUCUAAAAGUUCGUUGGAUGUCCUGUAGAGUCAGAAAGAAGACGGUGGUCACACGAUGCUUUCGCUGCCAAGGCUUGGGCCACGUGGCAGCAAGGUGUGAGGGUCCGCACCAGACCAAGCUGUGUCGGACGUGCGGCUCAGAGGGACACAAGUCUGAGGAAUGCGUGAGUAUUGCGCAGUGUUUCCUCUGCACUGCGCAUAUUGAGAGACCCCGGACUAAUUAUCGACCGGGGACAACGAGGUGUAUGUCUUUCAGGGAGGCCACCCUAACACGGAAGCCUCCAGAUGGACCACAUUGA
Molecule: messenger RNA, 483 nt
Organism: Belonocnema kinseyi
Lineage: Eukaryota; Metazoa; Arthropoda; Insecta; Hymenoptera; Cynipidae
Product: cold shock protein 1-like
Exons: 1
Coding region: 1-483 (160 amino acids)
Molecular function (GO): zinc ion binding; nucleic acid binding
Source: RefSeq, a predicted model, not a curated record